AUGGGAAAGCGUAAGCUCGACAGCAAGCAUCCCAUCACCUGCAUCGUCAGCGGUCUUUACGCUGGCGGCAAGCUCGCGGUCGCUCGAGCCCUCCUCAAGGAGCUCAGGUCUGCGACAGUGCUGGUCGGCGAUCCAGCGGCGAAGCGGGCUCUGUCAACGAAGGAGGUGAUCGAGUACAACGGGGAGACGCCGAAGCUGCCGCACGGUCUCGGCAACGUCGUCGUCCUCGCGCACGACCUGGCGCAGCCCUCGCGCAUCGCGGCGGCGACGACGAGCGGCGGCCGCGCCGCACCCAAGCUGCUGUGUGUGAUCGAUGCGAGGAGCUUCCUCGACGAGUGGGAAUCGGUUGACGCGCUGCCGGAGAAGGUGCGCGAGGCUGGCAAGAAGGACCUCCGCGCCCACCUCUCGGACAAGAAGCCGCCCUUCCACCCCGCCCGGCUGCACGAGCUGCUCAUGUGCGGCCGCCUCGACGGCGUGAUCCGCUCGCGAGGCUGCGCCUGGGUCGCCGACCGGCAGACCGAGUCGGUCACGUGGAGCCAGGUCGGCAACCAGAUGGACCUGCUGCCUGGUGAGCCGUGGCUCGCCGCCAAGCAGCUGCCCGUGUCGCAGUGGCCCGCCGACAUGCCGGGCUGGACCCGCGCCGCGCCGCACGGCGAUCGGAGGACGGAGGUCGGGAUGGUCGGGAUGGACGCGGACCCCGCGGCGGUGCGCAGGGCGCUCCGCCGCGCGCUAGUGACGAGGGCGGAGCUGGAGCAAGGCGUGUGGGGCAAGCACGAGGGUCGGUAUUGGUGGCUGCUGGGCGCAAGUGCGAUGGCGAGCGCGAACCCCGCCACGCCGCAGUAGCUUCGGCUGCCUGAAAGGCCGUGCCCGUGGUAUCUGGCAUCGGAAAAGAAGGUCCGGUCGGCUGGCACCGGGCAGCGUAGCCAGUCGAGCGGAUCGGAUAGUGGCCGACGUGACGCGUCUACAGAGCGAGAGCGCCGCAACGUGCCCAAGCACGCCGCCGAGUCCCGAGAGAGUACAGUGACAGUAGUGGGAGGUUUGUGGCCAACGGAACGCAGACAACCCCCAGGCCAAGCUCCGGCCAAGGCGAGAGCGAGAGAUAUUGCACCCGUGACCUCGAUGUACGUUAGGCGGUCGGGUUCCCUAGCCGGCCAGAUAUAUAGGUUUGGUUUUCUCGAAAUC
Messenger RNA from Emiliania huxleyi CCMP1516, 1182 nucleotides. RefSeq lists its product as hypothetical. NCBI's taxonomy places the organism in Eukaryota, Haptophyta, Isochrysidales, Noelaerhabdaceae. Bases 1 to 843 code for a protein of 280 amino acids. The record is from RefSeq and is a predicted model, not a curated record. The transcript has 6 exons.